UCAAGACGUUGAGAGCUCACCUCCCGAACCAACAGAAGAGCACAGUUCACAUCAGCGCCGGACAGACGGUUCGGGAGGCGCUCUUCAAAACGAUGAGACGCCGCAAAUUCGCCGCCGAAACCUGCGACGCCUUUCUCUACCACAAUAGACAACCCAUCGAUUGGGACACAGAUGUAGAAUCGCUCGAAGGUUAUGAGAUUUUAGUCGAAACCCGAGAACUGAUACCAAUAAUUUCGCACAAUUAUGCCCGCAAAACAUUCUUCACAUUAGCCUUCUGUGAGUGUUGUCACAAACUUCUGUUUCACGGCUUGCGGUGUCAGACGUGUGGCAUUCGGUUCCAUCAGCGAUGUAUUGAAGCCGUGCCCUUAAUGUGCCAACCAUUGCAUCCAUUGCCCAUUCAAUCCGACGAUUACAGACACCUAUUGGCGAACGAC
This is a messenger RNA of Medioppia subpectinata, 434 nucleotides long. Lineage: Eukaryota; Metazoa; Arthropoda; Arachnida; Sarcoptiformes; Oppiidae. The record is from the annotation of a GenBank genome assembly.